UACGUGAAUAUACAAUGUAUAACCUACACGACAAACAGACGAAAUGAACCGCCGAAGGAGGUGACAUAUUGCAUUACAGUAUCAAAGUCGGGAUAUUUUACCCCAGCAUGUCAAAGCGGUCGACACCAUUCCAGCUGAGAAGCAUGAAGAGUGCGUCCGUUAAGAGCGCGUCCGUAAAAAGCGCCUCGAUGAAGAGCGUUUCCAUGAAGAACCCUGUGAAACGGUCGAAACUGCCUGUUCGAACCCCAAGAUCCCUGAUUCCGGUCAGGAUCAAUGGAUCUAUAUACUGUCAACAUCAUCCUGGUCACGAGGUGACGCUGGUCUGUGAAGACUGUGAAGGAUCACUGGUCUGUGUGGACUGUGUGACGACAACACAUCAACGUCAUGGAUUGGUCAAGCUUAUUGACGUCGCUCCUUUAAAAAGAGAAAACAUACGUUCAUUUAUUGACAAGGCUGAAAGAACGGCCAUUCCAAAGGUAAGGAAACAGGUGGAGUCCGCUAAUGAGAAACUGGCUGAGAAUAAAACGAUGUACAGAGCACUCGUAGGGAAAAUUCGCCAACAGGGUCAGACACUCAAGGAAGAAAUUGACAGAAUUACAAACAAGUUCGUGGCACAGUGCGAGGAGACCGAGAAAGAGAACGAAGAGAAGAUGCUGAAGUACCGGAAGCUGCUACAUGCGUUGUACGCGGAACUGAACUUGUCUGUACACGAGUGCCAGAAGACGAUAGAGACGGGUAACCCUACCCAAGUUUACUCAAUGGAGAAAAAGGUGAGCAGUGCGCUGAAACUGCCGACAGCACCAGCCAUACGGUCGACCUUCUUCAACGCUGGGUCGCUCUCCCUCGACCAGAUUGAGCAGAGCUUUGGUGGACUCACCGUGCCGGACGAGCAAACAGAAGUUGAUCAGCAGACCGCUCUGGGGAAUCCUGCUGCUAAGUUAAUGCAGGAUUUUGUUGACGACUCUGCUUCCGGUAUAUUCGAUGGGAGUGUAUCGGGCAUGCUGAACAUGCCUUAUCAUGGGAACAGGACAGUGUUCUGUUUGUCCGAGUUCGAGCACUCUACCGAUAUCCACUCGAUUCAUACGGUAGCCAACACACCAUACACGUGGAUUCUCGACAUAUUCACGUACGAAAUCCUCCUUGUAAACAAGAAGGGCAAGGUCAAAGACAAGCGCGAACUCAAAGUUUGUCCGGACGACCUAAGUCUGUCGCCAGUCACUGGCAACAUGUGGGUGUCAAGCGAGGACGACUACAAGAUCCGGGAGGCGGGACAAUCUGAGAAGACACCGCGCGUGAGGUUCCACUCCACUGACCUGCCACUGUCUCUCUGCAUCACCGGGGACAACAAAGUGAUGGUGGGAACACACAAAACGGUGACGGUUUACACACCAGAAGGCGAAGUUGUUCAGCGUACUACCACCGACCGUACGAAGCGACAAAUGGUCACUUUCCCACGCCACAUCGCACAGUGUCCGGUGUCAGGAAACAUUGCAGUGGCCGACGGAGACGAUCCGGAGUGGGGUGGUGACGAUAAACCACACGUCAUGGUCAUGGAUUCCAACCUCCUUCUCCAAUUCCGGUACAGGGGCAACAAGAGUGAUUCGGCUGGCAAGAAGAAGUCAGGACCGUUCUUUGAUCCAUAUGACAUGUGCUUCGAUGCAAGCGGCAACAUGAUCGUGGCAGAUAGAAACAACCGAGUCUUAUUACUAGUAAACAGGGAAGGACGAUACCUCAGCACAUUGCACAUUGACCAGGCUAGACCUGUAGCCAUCAGUCUCCAGAACGAAAACAUCCUCUGGGUCGGUUUCGACCGCGGCAAAGUCAAGGUAUUCCGCUACAGCUAAGUCAGUAGGCGAAGGAGUCGUGAAAACGGCGUUCUAUGCUCUACGAAGAUAGAAGUGUCACAAAAAAACCCAC
Mizuhopecten yessoensis (Yesso scallop) is the source of this 1917-nucleotide messenger RNA. RefSeq lists its product as uncharacterized. Lineage: Eukaryota; Metazoa; Mollusca; Bivalvia; Pectinida; Pectinidae. The record is from RefSeq and is a predicted model, not a curated record. The transcript has a single exon. Bases 108 to 1844 code for a protein of 578 amino acids. Gene Ontology annotation, molecular function: zinc ion binding.